CGGACCCGCUCUGCGUAGUUCCUGUGUGAAGUCAAAGGGGACAGACCGAACCCGCAGAGCUGAACCAAACCCGCUGGUUGUUUUUCCUGGAUUAGUAUCAAAACAAGCUGUGACAUGGAGGUCAGCACUGAGGCCAAAAGGAUCAUGGUCGUGGCUUUGGGGAAACUGUACAGCUCCCGAGCCCAGAGAGGGGGUCUGCGUCUCCACCGGAGUCUCCUCUUGACUCUGGUGAUGAAAUCCGCCCGGGACAUGUACCAUGCGGCCCAGGCGCCGACAGAAAGUGUUGCAUCUGGAUGUGAACAACAACAACAAUGUUCGAGUGAGAUAACCACAGGACCUAAUGGUGCUCAGCUGGACCUUCAGGUUCAUAAUUCGCCUCGGACUUUACCCCAAGAGGAGGUCCAAGGUUCUCCCACAGAGCUGCACCGCGACGCACCAGCGCGCAACGACGCAGAAAACAAGGAGAACCAGUGCCCGGGUGGCCCGCUGCAGCUUUCGAGGAAAAGGCGGGGUAAAGCAGCCGUGGAGCCGGACUUUCUGCCGUGCAAGAAAGCAAAACUUGAGCAGGGACCAUGCCCUCCACAGCUCAUUGUAAAUUCAGUUUUGAUGGACUAUGUGAACUGCAGCAGCGAACUGGGGGCACCCCCAACCCCCAUGCCUCUACAGAGAGUCAUCGCAGCGUGUUGAAGCCCGGCGCGGCCGCGCAUAUUAAGUGGUAUAAACUUUUCGACACGACACGGGAGCCUGGACGCGCCUUCCAGCCUGCUCGUAUGGGAUAGUAUGUCCCAGACAUGACUCUGAACAAGCCGGGGCAUGUUAACGGGAAUCACAGAAGCAGUCCCCAAGUUGGUGUGUAGUAGUGCCGGUGACUUUUGGCCUAAUUGUUUGGCCUCGGAUCACCACAGGGACUGACUCGAGCUGGCCAAAGGCGGAACUAAAAGGAACUGGUUCAACUCGAUGAGGCCUUGAUCUGCCUUUGUGAACAUUUACAAGUCUGUUGAAGUGAAGCUUGUUGACAAUGAUCAGCAAAUGUAUUGUGUGUUGCUGGAAAAUGCUGAAAGAAGUUGGAAAAUGUGUUGAUGAUGAAAUUCAAUUGUAAAACAUUCAAUGACUACAACUACCUCAGUAUUUAUUAAACAUUUUUUCUACAUAA
Larimichthys crocea (large yellow croaker) is the source of this 1153-nucleotide messenger RNA. It is a transcript of the gene ier2a, whose product is annotated as immediate early response 2a. The transcript has a single exon. NCBI's taxonomy places the organism in Eukaryota, Metazoa, Chordata, Actinopteri, Sciaenidae. Bases 115 to 687 code for a protein of 190 amino acids. The record is from RefSeq and is a predicted model, not a curated record.